AUGGAGACCAGUUUCCAGCGUGUUCUGCUGUCCACACUGCUCCUUUCCACAGUGCUAUUCACUGUAUGUGCACAGGAGGAGGAGGCAGAGGCAGAGGAGCAGGAGGUCACCGAGACAUGGACCAGGAAAGCCUGCAAGUGCGACUGUCAGGGGGUACCCGCCACGGAGUCCACCUCCAUCCUCCCCCCCAGCCCCAGCCCUCCUUCCUCCAGGCUGCUAGACUGCAUGCCAGAGUGCCCCUAUCACAAACCACUUGGUUUUGAGGCUGGAUCUGUCUCCGCUGACCAGAUCAGCUGCUCCAACGAGGACCAGUACACAGGCUGGUACUCCUCCUGGAUGUCUAGCAAGGCCAGACUCAACAACCAAGGCUUUGGGUGUGCGUGGCUGUCUAAGUUCCAGGACACCAGCCAGUGGAUUCAGAUUGACCUGAAGGAGGUAAAGGUGAUUUCGGGCAUCUUGACCCAGGGCCGCUGUGAUGCGGAGGAGUGGGUCACCAAGUACAGUGUGCAAUACCGCACAUAUGAGCACCUCAACUGGAUCUACUACAAAGACCAGACUGGCAACAACAGGGUGUUCUAUGGGAACUCGGACCGCUCCUCGUCAGUGCAGAACCUGCUCCGCCCCCCCAUCGUUGCUCGCUACAUUCGGCUGCUCCCGCUGGGCUGGCACACACGCAUCGCCAUUCGCAUGGAGCUGCUACUCUGCAUGAACAAGUGCACCUGAGCAACCGCUCCCUGCCCUGCCCUGCUCUCCUCACAACCCCACACCUGCCAAAGUGGUCCCCUCGUAGAGCCCCACAAACGUCCACACCUCCCAGACCUCCCGUAGUGGCAAGAGGCGCGACUGUCUGCUUUCCUUUUCAGCAUGGAAAGAGCAGAGCAGCAAGUGGUGUGGCACU
Messenger RNA from Conger conger (European conger), 898 nucleotides. RefSeq names its product retinoschisin 1a (gene rs1a). The record is from RefSeq and is a predicted model, not a curated record. NCBI's taxonomy places the organism in Eukaryota, Metazoa, Chordata, Actinopteri, Anguilliformes, Congridae. The coding region runs from base 1 to 723 and encodes 240 amino acids. The transcript is spliced from 6 exons.